AUGACAGGUCGCAGAAUCGUUGUUUCCAUAGACUUUGGAACGACCUACUCAGGCGUCGCCUGGGCCGACACGAGCCGGCCUGAUGUUCAGCAUGUCGUGACAGAAUGGCCCGCAGCCGACUCGUUCAAGAGCAGCGCAAAGGUGCCUACCGAACUCCGAAAGGUGGCAGCUGGAUGGCAGUGGGGGUUCCAGAUCCCUGAAACGGCGAAAAGAAGUAAAUACUUCAAGUUGAAGUUGGACGAUCCAUCUGGGCUCACGAAAGAUGGAGAGUCAGCAAAGGACCUCACCAAGGUCUACCUGUCGUGUCUUCAGUCGCAUUUCGUCAGUGUUCUUGGAAAGCGUCUGUCGCCAAGUGUAGUAAGAUCAACGCCUAUGGACUUUGUCGUGACGGUCCCGGCUAUUUGGUCACCCAAGGCAAAGCAGAUGACGGAACAAGCCGCAGCUAUGGCAGGAUUCUGUGGCAACCAACGCAUCAUGCUCAUUUCAGAGCCUGAAGCCGCAGCGCUAUAUACUCUCAAUACUCUUAGCCCUGCAACGUUGCAAGUAGGUCGCAAGUUUGUUGUCUGCGAUGCAGGCGGUGGUACCGUUGACUUGAUAUCCUACCAAGUAACGCGAACAGGCAGUGUUGAAGUGAGAGAAGUCACCGAGGGCACAGGUGGGAAAUGUGGUUCAUCUAUGCUGAACAUGCGUUUUCGUCGACAUUUGAAGCAGACUCAUGGUGAAAAGUACUGGACCGACGAGAGACUUGUUCCAGCCUUAAAUGAGUUUGAGACGUUCAAGAAGACCUUUUCACCAAAAGGUGAACCUCUAACUCUCAAGGUCGAUCCUAGUCUUGGUCUGAAGCGAAAUCGUUACACAAUGUCACAGGACGAUAUGAAGACCAAGAUAUUUGAACCCAUCAUGAAGGAUGUCAUGUGUCUUAUUAAGGAGCAAAUCAGGAUGGCUGGAGAGGGAGUUGCUGCUGUGAUUCUUGUUGGAGGGUUCGGCCAGAGCAAGUAUCUGAAGUCCCGCGUCAAGGAAGCCGUCUCGAAUCGCACGGAAGUCCUUCAACCAGAAGAUGGCUGGACAGCUGUGGUUAAAGGUGCCGCAAUGCAUGGGCUCAGUCGAUACCAGUCCUCGUCGACCCGGGUAGAAGUUGCGUCUCGAAUCGCUAGACGAUCAUAUGGAACAUGCUUGAUGACGAAAUAUGAUAGAAUGAAGCAUAACCCGAAAGAAGCGUGGGGCGAAUCCUAUCCUGAGGGCAGGCCAUCACGGAUAGAGUACCAAUGCGAUCUUCCUGUAACGGUUGGCCAUGAACCUCAAACCGAGGUCGAUAUUUAUAGCAACAACAAUGAUGGCAAGGCUCCGGUACAUCGCGAUUCAACCACCCAACGGAUCGGAACACUCUCAAUCGACCUUAGGAAGAUUCCUGAAGGUGUCAAAAGGGCGUCGAGGGUCAGACGCAUGGGAAUGCAUCAAUAUUAUUGCCUGAAAGGUGCUAUUGAAGCAGUGUACGGAUCAGCAGAAAUCACAUACACAGUUAAACUUGGAGGGAUUACACACGAUAUGAUCAGUGUGCGGUAUGAACGCUAG
Fusarium venenatum is the source of this 1572-nucleotide messenger RNA. NCBI's taxonomy places the organism in Eukaryota, Fungi, Ascomycota, Sordariomycetes, Hypocreales, Nectriaceae. The record is from RefSeq and is a predicted model, not a curated record.